GUGUACUUCAACUGUUCAUACGAUAGCCAUGGAUGAGCUAGACCCAGAACAAAUUGCGAUCCUCAGAAAGGCUUUUGAGGCAUUCGAUCAUGAGAAGAAGGGGUGUAUUGGCACCGUGAUGGUGGGUACCAUCCUCGGCAUGUUGGGCCACCAGAUCACAGAGGAGUACCUGCAGGAGAUCAUUGCAGAGGUCGAUGAAGAUGGGUCUGGAGAAUUGGAAUUUGAGGAAUUCAUCACUCUAGCGUCAAGGUUUAUGGUGGAGGAGGACGCUGAGGCGAUGCAGCAGGAACUCAAAGAAGCAUUCCGAUUAUAUGAUAAAGAAGGCAACGGGUACAUAACGACGGCCGUGCUGCGCGAGAUCCUCAGAGAGCUGGACGACAAGAUCAGCGCCGAGGAGCUCGACAUGAUGAUCGAGGAAAUUGACUCCGACGGCUCGGGAACUGUGGAUUAUGAUGAAUUUAUGGAGGUGAUGACUGGUGGUGACGAAUAA
Messenger RNA from Aricia agestis (brown argus), 490 nucleotides. Its product is annotated as troponin C, isoallergen Bla g 6.0101-like. The record is from RefSeq and is a predicted model, not a curated record. Gene Ontology annotation, molecular function: calcium ion binding; enzyme regulator activity. The transcript is spliced from 6 exons. Lineage: Eukaryota; Metazoa; Arthropoda; Insecta; Lepidoptera; Lycaenidae. Bases 29 to 490 code for a protein of 153 amino acids.